AUGCCGACGGCAAUGGACCUAUGCCGACGGCCCUGGGCCGUAGGCAUAGCCCGCGAGUCCGGUGGUGUACUGGGUAUCAAAAGUUUACCAGAAGAGACAUCAUCAUUCUUCUUGGAGUUUCAAAUAUCUGAUCAGCCAGCAGCAUUACCAAAUGGUUUGUUUCAACAUUCCAGCAACCUUGGUGUACUGACUCUCUGUUGGUGUGCCUUCAGUUUUGCAUCACCUCCUUUCCUAAACUGCCAUAACCUAAGAUUCCUUGGACUAUGCCACUGUACAGAUGACAAAACAGGGGAAGGAGAGGAUCAUACUGAGUGGGUUUGUCUUCAUAGUUUGUGGGUGUUGGACCUACAUUACACUGAAUGGAAUGAAAUCUUAUGGCCGGAAAAGAUGGAUCUCAUGGAUAACCUCAUGACGCUAAGCAUAGAGGGUGUCUGGUGUUGGCAAUACACAACUCACUUACAAGGUCGGCUACCAAACCUUAAAAGGCUUCGGGUAAUCAAGCCUAGUCGUGGACCGGAUAUUUCAACAGAACCAAGCAGGUCCUUCAUGGACAAGGCAAAGCUGGAAAUACUUGACCUGUCUGGCAACAGUGAAAUGAAAAUUCUACCAAACAGCCUAUCUAAAGCAAGUAGCCUUCAAGUGCUUAUUCUGGAUGGUUGCAAUGAGCUUAAAAAUGUUGCUAUCCCUGAUGGGCUACCUCGCUUGCUGAAGUGCUUCAGCCUUGAUGGAUAUGGGCCAGCUUUCGUUCGUACGCCUACUGUCGAGCUACCUCUAAAACAAGAACGUCCUUCGAUCCCAGCAACUAAGGAAGGUGUCAGUAUCUCUAAGAUUUCCCUCGAAAGUUGCUCACAAUUGGAGAAUAUGUUCAUGCGUGGGUUGCCCAACCUCGUUGAGCUUGACCUCUCUGGAACCGCAAUCAAGACACUUGAUUUCAAUACUAUGGUAUUAGAAGUCCCAAUGCUGAAGCAACUAUUUCUGCUAGGAUGUGAGCACCUUCGGGCAAUAAUUUGGAGCUCUAAAGAUAGCUUCCAUUUGAAUUUGUUGUGCAUAGACACACGAGCUGGAACUGGCCAUCCACGGCCAUGCACUGACCCCAAAAAAUCCUUUCGUUUGGAGGUGCAUGCCACUGUUGUGGAUGCCAGGCUUCUUUGGUCGUUGUGGCAUCCAUUAUAUAGUCAUUAUGCAAUUAUUAAGGAUGUUUAUUUUAAUAUCCAUGCCACCUCAGCUGUGUAUAAUGGAACGAUUGAAUCCGAAGUGGCAUACAAGGAGAAGAAGAUUGACAUGUAUGGAGAUCAAGUCAGCCUGUCGCAGCUUGUUCAAGCAGACCGGUAUAGUGAUGUCCAAAGCAUGGCCGGUGAUGCUCCGAUGCUGGCCUUCCCUAAGCCUCUGACUAACAACUUGGAUCGGCAUAUUGAGAUUGCUGAAGGGAGCCACUCCUUUGAGAGUGGACUAUAUGAUAUGAUGAAAUUUUUUGCCGAAUCCCUGCAUGUCCACGAUGUCUCAACUAGUGCUGGUUUGCCUGGGGUACACUGGGAGUUCCUCAGGCAGUGCCGCAUGGAGAGAUGCCCCAAGUUGGGUGAAGUCUUCCAGAGGGGAUCAGAUCUAUUUAAGGAUCUGGAGACCUUCUGGGUGUCAGAUCUCCUAACAACCCGCUGGAUAUGCAGUAAAGGUUACCGCAGAUUCAAUGAUGGUUCGUUCAGAAAACUGCAACACUUACAGUUGCGCUCUUGCCCCAGGCUCCAAUUCAUGCUCCCUGUGUGGGUCGACUCCUUCCCAAGUUUGGAGACCCUCCACAUCAUCCACUGCGGAGACCUCAGGCACAUAUUCGUGCUAGACGAGAAAUGGUACCCAAGGCUGGCCACCAUCCAAGUUGUAGCAUUCCCAAGGCUGACCACCAUCCACCUGCAUGACCUGCCAGUGCUGCAGCAGAUAUCUGAGUUCAAGAUGGUGGCACCGGAGCUCAAGACCAUCAAGAUCAGAGGAUGCUGGGGCAUGCGCCGGCUGCGGGUGGUGUGUGCCCGUAGCAGAGGCAUGAAGAAGCCAUCCGUUGAGAUCGAGAAAGACGUCUGGGAUGCGCUGGAGUGGGACGGGGAGGUGGCCCCUGGCCACUUCGAGACGCCGCUGCACUCACGCUACUACAAGAAGAAACUACCCAGGGUCUCCGUCCUCAGGUGA
This is a messenger RNA of Triticum turgidum subsp. durum (durum wheat), 2175 nucleotides long. The record is from the annotation of a GenBank genome assembly. NCBI's taxonomy places the organism in Eukaryota, Viridiplantae, Streptophyta, Magnoliopsida, Poales, Poaceae.